CUACUAGAACGAGGCGAUGUCAAUCUCGACACACCAAGCCUUAGCGGCGAAACACCUCUUGAAUUAGCCGCCCUCUUUGGACAUGCCGGGAUUGUGCAGUUACUCUCCGAACCUAGACCUGCUAUCCCCGGCCGCUCUCAACCUAACUCGUCUACCCCUCGCUCACCCUUGAAGCCACCUCCCCCCUAUUGCCGAUUCCUCCUCGGAAUAGUUAUUCGUUCCUUUAUCACUAUUUCUUUAAUUUUUCUCGUCUUUCUUGUUCUCAUUACUCCUUCUCUAUCAACUGGCUUAUUCCUAUCAUUUCCUAGAUGAUUGUUAUAAUAGUGUUAUUCAUGCGACUAGGGUCGGUGGAAAUUUGUGCAGGGAAUCCUUUGGUAGUUUGCAGCUUUAUUCCAUGCUUCACUCUUUUCACUCUUUUCAUCUUUUCCUUUCCUUUCCUUUCCUCUCCUUUCCUUUUCCUUUUCCUUUUCCUUUUCCUCUUUCUUUGUCGUUAAAUUUUAUUUUUAUUUCUCAUCUAUUAUAUCAAAUCUUUUACUAUACUUCUAAUUUCCCUGGUUUUGUUCACCUUUCUAGAUUACCUUCUACAAUACUGUCAUAGAAAUGUAUUAUAUCUCCCUU
Messenger RNA from Tuber melanosporum (Perigord truffle), 618 nucleotides. RefSeq lists its product as uncharacterized. The transcript has a single exon. The record is from RefSeq and is a predicted model, not a curated record. NCBI's taxonomy places the organism in Eukaryota, Fungi, Ascomycota, Pezizomycetes, Pezizales, Tuberaceae. Bases 309 to 494 code for a protein of 61 amino acids.